UCUCCCCCCGGGCGAUGCAGGAGAGAUACUCCGUGCUGUACGUCCGGCCCAGCCGGAUCCAUCGCCGCCGCUUCGACCCCAAGGGCAACGAGAUCGAGCCCAACUUCAGCAACACCAGGAAGGUGAACACGGGCUUCCUCAUGUCAUCCUUCAAAGUGGAAGCCAAAGGAGACACGGACCAGCUGUCGCUGGAGGAGCUGAUGGGGCUGGUGAAUAAGCCGGAGCUGGUGCAGGUGACGGGGCGCCACACGCCCAGCCAGACCGUGGCCUUCUGGCUGCCAGAGGCGGAGAUGAAGAAGAUGGAGCUGGAGCUGGGGACAGAAAUCCGGCUGAAAACCCGGGGUGACAGCCCCUUUGUGUUCUCUCUAGCCAAGCUGGACGCAGGGACAGUGACCAAGUGCAACUUUGUUGGUGACAGUCAGGUCGGAGCUUCCUGGACAGACAACAUCCUGGCUAAGAAACCACAGGGGAGGGCAGCAGCUGAGCCCUGUGGGCAGGGGGACGGAGCAGAGGACGAUGAGUGGGGGAGGACGGUGGAGGGUGCUGAGUCCCUGGGGUUGGUGGUCCUUGGGGUGGGUGGAGUAGCCUGUGCUGCAGUGCAGCUGCCAUUCCACCCUGACUGCCCUUCUCCUCCUGCCCAGGUGUUUGUGGAGACACUGGACAAGUGCUUUGAGAACGUCUGUGAGCUGGACCUCAUCUUUCACAUGGACAAGGUUCACUACAUCCUCCAGGAGGUGGUGAUGGGUGGCAUGGUGCUGGAGACCAACAUGAAUGAGAUUGUGGCACAGAUCAACGCCCAGAGCAAGUUGGAGAAGUCUGAGGGCGGCCUCUCAGCCGCGCCCGCCCGUGCCGUCUCCGCCGUGAAGAACAUCAACCUGCCCGAGCUGCCGCGCAACAUCAACAUUGGCGACAUCAACAUCAAGGUGCCCAGCCUGUCGCCCUUUGUUUGAGCCGGAUGCAUCCCCUUGCCCGCACCCACGAGGGCUCCCAUGUGUGCCCGUGUCAAAGGCCGGAGCCAGGCCUUGCCCACACAGGGACUGACAGCCGGCCUGGGCAGUGGGGCUGAGUCGUGAGCAGAGCCAGCGUUGCCCCCACCCCGUCCUGCAGGCUGUGCCAGCCCCCUACCCUUUGCCGCUAAAGCGUGGCUGGAGGCAGACCAGCUUCACCCAUCCCAGGAGCUGGUGGGGCCUUGGGCCCUGCCCUUCACCUGCUCCCUGCCUGGCCCCUGGCAGCUGGCACUUCUCUUGCUGAGCUGGAGCAUGGUUGCAUGCCUGGCCCAACCCUGGCUCCCCAGCCACUGUGGGUGCUGGUGCAGGAAGCCAGGCACGGGGGGUUGCCAGGCGCGUGGGGCCAGUGGAGCUUCACUGUCUGGGAGUCACAGGAGCUGCGUGUAGGUGGCCCCCAGCUCCUGCCUGCUGCAUGCUGCAGGGGUGGGUCCCUCCCUGCUACAGGCACAGCCUCCCCUGCCCACCAUGGGAGGGUGGCCAGCAGCCCCUUCCCACCCACCUGCACCCCGCUCCUGCUGCUUGUUAGCAGGGCUUGGCUCUCACAGACCUGCUUGCCCUCCUCGCCACACAUCCUGCUGCACCCUGCGCGGCUUUGCCCCCUGGCCUUGUACCCUGGGACCUGACACAGGCCUUGCUGAGCCGAUCUCCGUGGUGUCCUGUGAUGGGGAACUAGCUGCGUGGCCAACUGCUCCAGGGUGGGGUAGGUGCUGCCUAGGCCAGGGGCUCAGCUGGCCCAUGCUGAGUGAAUCCUGCAGGUGCCUUUGCCAGGCCCCCCACAUGCGGGGUCUCUGUAUUUUGGGGGGCAGGCUGGGGGGAAGCUGUCCAGGGGUGCUGAGAGCCAAUAAAGCUGCUGUUGUGAUCUGC
Alligator sinensis (Chinese alligator) is the source of this 1871-nucleotide messenger RNA. Its product is annotated as arpin-like. Bases 15 to 950 code for a protein of 311 amino acids. Gene Ontology annotation, biological process: negative regulation of actin nucleation. NCBI's taxonomy places the organism in Eukaryota, Metazoa, Chordata, Crocodylia, Alligatoridae. The transcript has 6 exons. The record is from RefSeq and is a predicted model, not a curated record.